AAAUCACAAAUGUCAUCAAAUGAUGGAAGAUCCAGGAACCGGGACCGGCGGUACGAUGAGGUCCCCAGGGACUUGCCCUAUCAAGACGGCACCUUGAGAACCCUCCAGUCUCUUCACAACAGUGAGCUGGCAGAGAGCGCUGAUCCUUUGCCACCACCCCCUCUCCCGUUACAGCCACCGUUCGGCCCAGACUUCUACUCAAGUGACACAGAGGAACCAGCCAUAGCGCCAGAUCUCAAACCUGUAAGGCGCUUUGUCCCCGAGUCCUGGAAGAACUUCUUCAGAGGGAAGAAAAAGGACCCCGAAUGGGACAAGCCGGUGUCUGACAUCAGAUACAUCUCCGAUGGAGUGGAGUGUUCCCCGCCAGCCUCUCCAGCAAGGACAAACCCCCGCUCAGCCCCCAGCUCCUGCAGAGACCCUUACGGAGGGUCGGAGGGAGCCUCCAGUUCCCGGAGAGAAGCUGAUGCCCUGUUCCCCCAUGACGCCUGCGGGUCUCUCAGCCGACACACACAGUCCGCGCUGACCUACAGCGAGAAGGUGGCGGAAUAUAACCUGAGAUACUCCUACAUGAAGUCGUGGGCCGGCCUGCUGAGAAUUCUGGGGGUGGUGGAGCUGCUUCUGGGGGCUGGCGUCUUCGCCUGUGUCACCGCCUACAUUCACAAGGACAGCGAGUGGUAUAACCUGUUUGGAUACUCACAGCCCUAUGGCAUGGGAGGCGUUGGCAGCCUGGGCAGCAUGUAUGGGGGCUAUUACUACACUGGCCCCAAAACCCCCUUUGUGCUCGUGGUUGCUGGAUUAGCCUGGAUCACCACCAUCAUUCUCCUGGUUCUGGGCAUGUCCAUGUAUUAUCGGACCAUUCUUUUGGACUCCAGUUGGUGGCCCCUAACUGAAUUUGGAAUUAACGUUGCCUUGUUUAUUCUGUAUAUGGCUGCAGCCAUAGUCUACGUGAAUGAUACCAACCGAGGAGGGCUCUGCUACUACCCAUUAUUUAAUACGCCCGUGAAUGCAGUGUUCUGCCGGGUCGAGGGAGGGCAGAUCGCAGCGAUGAUCUUCCUGUUUGUCACCAUGAUCGUUUAUCUUAUUAGUGCGCUAGUUUGCCUCAAGUUAUGGAGGCACGAGGCGGCUCGGAGACAUCGGGAAUACGCAGAACAACAGGAGAUAAGUGAGCCAUCAUUGCCAUCGAAAAGGAAAGUGUGUGAAAUGACCACCUGUGAUGAUAGACAGAGGGACCAAGAAGUUAAUUUCAAAGAAUUGAGAGCAACAAAAAUGAAACCUGAGCUGCUGAGUGGACACAUCCCCCUGGGCCACAUCCCGAAGCCCAUCGUGAUGCCCGACUAUGUGGCGAAAUACCCCUCGAUUCGCACGGACGACGAGCGGGAGCGCUAUAAAGCCGUGUUCCAGGACCAGUUCUCCGAGUACAAGGAGCUCUCUGCGGAAGUUCAGGCCGUGCUGAGGAAGCUGGACGAGCUGGACGCCGUGAUGGGCAGACUGCCACGUCGUUCGGAAAACCAGCAGGAACAUGAGAGAAUUUCAAGAAUCCAUGAAGAGUUUAAGAAAAAAAAGAAUGAUCCUACAUUUCUUGAAAAAAAGGAACGCUGUGAUUAUCUGAAGAAUAAACUUUCUCACAUAAAGCAAAGAAUUCAAGAAUAUGAUAAAGUAAUGAAUUGGGAUGUCCAAGGUUCUUCUUAAACCUUAUUCGAAACCACUUUUUUAUAUCAGUCAAUAUUUAUUUACUGUCUUUUCUCUGCUGGACCCUGUGAUGGAGAAGCAAGUGCUUCCUGAAGCAGCUCGGACGGGUUUAGCU
Molecule: messenger RNA, 1804 nt
Organism: Ceratotherium simum simum (southern white rhinoceros)
Lineage: Eukaryota; Metazoa; Chordata; Mammalia; Perissodactyla; Rhinocerotidae
Gene: MARVELD2
Product: MARVEL domain containing 2
Biological process (GO): bicellular tight junction assembly
Cellular component (GO): apical plasma membrane; bicellular tight junction; cytoplasmic vesicle
Source: RefSeq, a predicted model, not a curated record